Messenger RNA from Apis laboriosa (Himalayan honeybee), 1386 nucleotides. It is a transcript of the gene Rtca, whose product is annotated as RNA 3'-terminal phosphate cyclase. Gene Ontology annotation, molecular function: RNA-3'-phosphate cyclase activity. The coding region runs from base 245 to 1381 and encodes 378 amino acids. The record is from RefSeq and is a predicted model, not a curated record. The transcript is spliced from 8 exons. Gene Ontology annotation, biological process: RNA processing. Gene Ontology annotation, cellular component: nucleus. Lineage: Eukaryota; Metazoa; Arthropoda; Insecta; Hymenoptera; Apidae.
AUCCAGUGAUGAACAAGAACAAAUAGAAAUGGAAAUGAAUUAGACUAAAUUGUUAUGAAAAUCACUCAUUCAUUUAUAAAAUAUUCAUAUUAUAAUGAUAAUAAUUAUUAGAUUAUUAAAAACUUUUAAAAUCAGGUAAACAACUUCAAUUUUGCUUUCUUAAAGAAGAAACGAUAUUUUAGUGCAAAAUUUAUAUAGCGGAGUGUUGCGUGCUUUUCGCACACUCGACCGCACUAUUCAUACCAUGUCUGUAGUACAAAUUGAUGGAAGUUUAGGCGAAGGUGGAGGUCAAGUAUUAAGAAUAGCACUUUCUCUAAGUGCAUUGUAUAAAAUUCCAAUUAAAAUUAAUAAUAUACGAGCAGGCCGUCCUAAACCUGGACUUGCUGCACAACAUUUAAAAGGAGUAGAACUAUUAAAAGCUAUGUGUAAUGCAGAUGUUCAUGGAGCAUAUAUAGGAUCAACAUUUCUAGAAUUUAAACCUGGUCAUUUAAAUGAAAAAAGAAAUAAUACAUUUCUUAUAGAUACAGGAACUGCUGGUUGUAUUUGUUUGCUAGCUCAAGUAGCUUUACCAUGUGCUCUUUUUUUUCCACAAAGAGAUAUGGUUACAUUAAUUCUUAAAGGUGGUACGAAUGUUCCUAUGGGACCACAUAUAGAAUAUCUCACAGAAGUAUUGAAGCCAUUACUUAAUAAAUUUGGAGCAGAUUUUGAUUUUAGAGUUAUAACAAGGGGUUAUUAUCCAAAGGGAGGUGGAGAAAUAUAUUUAUAUAUAAAACCUGUACAUAUUUUGAAAGCUAUUACUUUAACUGAUCCAGGAAUUCCCCGUGAAAUAUUAGGUUGGGCAUAUGUUGCAGGUGUUGUUCCUAUUAAAGAAGCACAUAAAAUGGCCAAUGAUGUAAAAUCAAUUUUAACAGAAGGUCUAAACAAGCAUAAUAUUCCAUUACCAUCUAUAAAUAUUGAAGUCUAUAAAGAGGAUAAAUCUAUAGCUAUUGGUAAUGGUUCUGGCAUUAACGUAACGUGUACUACGACUAGUGAAUGUAUUUUUGGUGGAUCAGGAUUGGGUUCUGGACGUCAAGAGCAAAUAGCUCCGGGUAUACAAGCAGCUAAUGAAAUUUUGGAUACAAUUUUAGCAAGAUCUUGUGUCGACGAUUACGCGCAAGAUCAAUUAAUCAUCUUUAUGGCUCUAGCUAAAGGUACUUCUAGAAUUAAUCUUGGCAGUAAAAAACUUACUUGUCAUACAGAAACAGUUAUAAAAGUUGCAGAGUUGAUGUUAGCUCAAUUUAAUCUUCAUUUUAACUUAUGUGAAAAUAGUAAUGAUGGAGAUAAUAUUUCAUACAGCUUAGAAUGUAAAGGUUGUGAAUAUGAAAAUAAAUAUGCAGAAUAAAAAUG